This is a messenger RNA of Staurois parvus, 282 nucleotides long. The record is from the annotation of a GenBank genome assembly. NCBI's taxonomy places the organism in Eukaryota, Metazoa, Chordata, Amphibia, Anura, Ranidae.
AUGGGGGGUCGUCCAGCUGCUGCCAAUGCUGCCCGUGAGAGAAACAGAGUGCAGACCUUACGUCACGCUUUCCUGGAGCUCCAGAGGACACUACCAUCUGUGCCCCCAGAUACAAAGCUGUCUAAGCUGGAUGUUCUUAUACUUGCUACAACCUACAUUGCACACCUUACCCGCAGUCUCCAGGACAGCUCCAGCAGCCUCAGUCCAGAUCUUCUUGGGUCUUUACACAGUGGAGAUGGAUACUUACAUCCUGUCAAGGUGAGUUAUAUAGUCUGUCCAUAA